Molecule: messenger RNA, 1154 nt
Organism: Schistocerca nitens (vagrant locust)
Lineage: Eukaryota; Metazoa; Arthropoda; Insecta; Orthoptera; Acrididae
Product: protein BCCIP homolog
Exons: 6
Coding region: 154-1077 (307 amino acids)
Cellular component (GO): nucleus
Source: RefSeq, a predicted model, not a curated record
ACACUGAAAACUGGGAGUUCACACAUGCAAGUGCAGUAUGCCACUAGCCGUGGCGACAUUUUUGUUGCUUGUGUGAACCCGGCUGUAAUUGGUGAUAUGUUCUUUUGUUUACACCAUGUGCACGUGCAGUAAGCAAUUAGAAAGUGAGUAAACAUGGCUACGCCGGGGAAGAAGCGUAAUGUUAAUGUGGAGAGAAAUCUAGAAGACAAGGAUUCAAGUGACAGCAGCGAUGAGAGCUCUGAAUAUCCAGAACAAGAGGAAUACAUGGGACAAAAAGAGAUUCAGGUUGAUUUUGAGGGAAGAAAUCCAACCGAUUCUGACUUUCAUGGAAUCAAGCAGUUACUGCAGCAACUAUUUUUGAAAGCCCAUGUCAAUCUGUCAGAACUAACAGACCUAAUAGUUUCUCAGAACUACGUUGGAAGCGUUGUGAAGCAAAGUGAAGUGGAUGAAGACAGUGAUGACGACGAUGGUGAUGAUGGAAAUGACGUUUUUGGAAUCACAACUGUUAUUAAUCUUACUGACAAGCAGGAACGGGAGUGUGUGCAGCAGUUGCGUUCAUUAUUGUUGGAACUGAGCCGUGAACACGCAACUGAUUCAGCUGCAACACAGAUCAGUUCUCUUAUUGCAGAUGACACAAGGCCGAUUGGAUUGCUAAUCAAUGAACGAUUUGUCAAUAUUCCUGCACAGAUUUCUGUCCCUCUCCUUGAGAACCUCAGCAAGGAAAUAAAAAGGGCAAAAGAGAAGAAAAUGCCAUUUGACUUUGCAUACUAUGUAAUAAUAUGCAAGUUAUACAAAGCAGAUAAAACAUCAAAAAAGAAAAAGAAAAACAAGAAAGCUGACAGUGAGUGUGAACAAGAUAUAAUUUGGUCUAACCCUGAAGAGGAAAUCAUAAAUCAGGAAGCUGACUGCUGGUUUGAGUUUUGUGUCCAACAGGACUCGGACAGUGCUCUAAGUGGUUCGUGGUUGGAGGACGAUACAGAGAUGGUGCCAUACAGGCGUGUGCUCUUAGUUCCAGCUUCAAAUCUUGAGCCUGUGAUAGAAAAAAUAAAAGAUUUUGUAUCUUCCAAGAACUGCUGACAAUUUAUAUUCAUACAUUAUGGUUGCAAAGAAACAACUGAAUUUUCUAACGCCAAAUAAAAUAAUUUUGAAAUGUG